AUGGUGUUCAUCGCAUCCCCCAACCACAAAACCUUAACCCUAAACCUAAACCCAAACGCCACCACCCUCCAAGCUCUGAAGUUCCAAAUUGAACAAAUUUCCAACGUACCCAUCUCUCACCAGCGCCUAUUCAUCUCCCAAAGCCUCCAAUUGUUGACCCAAAGAGGCUCCACCCUCCUCGCCGACCUUGGCAUCAAACCCUACUCUACCCUAACACUCCACGUCCCCUUCUUCGGUGGCACCCUACCCCACAAAAAUCCCAAACCCCGCCUUGAUUUCAUCAAUUCCAAGCCUCCUGAGGGUUAUGUCGCUGGGCUUGGCCGUGGUGCUUCUGGGUUCACCACAAGGUCCGACAUUGGGCCUGCCCGAUCUGCCCCCGAGCUGCCCGAUAGGGCAAUUGGGCAGCUUGAGGAAGCAGGGGAGGAAAAAGGGUACGAUGAGAAUCAGCAAUUUGAUGAUUUUGAAGGCAACGAUGUUGGGUUGUUGGCACCAGAUGCCAAACUGGAUGAAGAUGAUGAGAAGGAUGAUGCAAUGUGGAAAGCAGUUGAUGAGAGAAUGGACUCCAGGAGAAAGGACAGGAGAGAGGCUCUGUUGAGAGAAGAGAUUGAAAAGUACAGAGCUUCCAAUCCCAAGAUUACAGAGCAGUUUGCAAGUUUGAAGAGGAAUUUGCACACAUUGUCUGCCCAAGAAUGGGAGAGUAUACCUGAAAUUGGGGAUUAUUCAAUGAGAAACAAGAAGAGGAGGUUUGAGAGCUUUGUGCCGGUGCCGGAUACCCUUUUGGAGAAGGCAACGCAGGAGAAAGAGCUUGUUACUGCAAUAGAUCCCACUAGUACAGAUUUGACUGCCGUGAGGCAGGGCAGAGAUAUAGUGUUGUCUUUGAAAUUGGAUAGGAUUUCGGAUUCUGUCUCGGGGUUGACAGUUGUUGACCCAAAAGGGUAUCUUACUGAUCUUAAAAGUAUGAGCAUCACAAGUGAUACAGACGUUCAUGAUAAAAAUAAGGCUAGAUUGUUGAUGACGAGUUUAAUGAAGUCAAAUCCUAAGAACCCACGUGUGUGGAUUUCGGCAGCAAGGUUUGAGGAAGUGGCAGGAAAGAUGAAGGCAGCCAGGAAAUUGAUUCAGGAAGGGUGUGAUGAGUGUCCUAAGAGUGAGGAUGUGUGGUUGGAGGCUUGUAGGCUUGCUACCCCGAAAGAUGCUAAGGCUGUUAUUGCUAAGGGAGUUAAAUUUAUUCCCAAUUCAGUCAACUUGUGGAUGGAGGCUGCGAAAUUGGAGCGUGAUGAUUUGAACAAGAGCAGGGUCUUGAGGAAAGGGUUGGAACACAUUCCUGAUUCUGUUAGGCUGUGGAAGGCAGUCGUGGAUCUAGCGAAUGAGGAGGAUGCUAGAAGUUUGCUCAAAAGGGCUGUGGAGUGUUGUCCAUUGCACAUUGAAUUCUGGCUUGCACUCACAAGAUUGGAAACUUAUGAGAACGCCAAGAAGGUCCUCAAUAAGGCAAGGGAGAAUCUAUCGGAGGAGCCUGCAUUUGGAUCACCGCAGCUAAGUUGGAAGAAGCUAAUGGGAAUGUGUCCAUGGUUGGGAAGAUGA
Prunus armeniaca (apricot) is the source of this 1578-nucleotide messenger RNA. NCBI's taxonomy places the organism in Eukaryota, Viridiplantae, Streptophyta, Magnoliopsida, Rosales, Rosaceae. The record is from the annotation of a GenBank genome assembly.